Messenger RNA from Polistes canadensis, 1111 nucleotides. RefSeq lists its product as uncharacterized. Lineage: Eukaryota; Metazoa; Arthropoda; Insecta; Hymenoptera; Vespidae. The transcript has 4 exons. The coding region runs from base 384 to 1043 and encodes 219 amino acids. The record is from RefSeq and is a predicted model, not a curated record.
AAAAAGAAAAUAAGAAAUCUAGAUAACAACUGAUAAAUAAAUGAUUUGCGUAUGCGACGUUACAUCGAAGGAUGUAUUUCAGUCCUAAUAAUAGGAUUGCUUGAAAAAUUCUGCGUAAAGUUUUAUUGAUUGUCUCGACGCUUCAGAAAACUUUUUUUUAUCGAAAAUUAUAGGAUAUAUGCGAAUACAAAAUUAUAUGCUUUCGUAUCACACUCAUACUUCCAUAAUUAUGUAAAAUAUACUCGUGAGAAAAUACUGACUAAAGAAAAAAACCUCGAAUCUUAUAUAACUUUGCUGGUGUUUCUUGAAAGGGAACGUGUAAGCUAGAAUUUUUCUUUGAUAUCAUCGAUCGUAAAAAGAUCUUUGGAAUUGACAAAAAAAUAAUGGAUUUGUUUACCGAUGGCUAUUACAAACUCAAUCGUUUACUUCUAUUAAUAAUGGGCCAAUGGCCUGAUCAAAAUUACAAAAUCAAAUUAAUUCUUAUGAUUAACACGGUCUCUUAUUUAAGUUUCUGUUUGUUAGGACAGAUAAUUAAGCUGGUCAAAGCUGGACACCAUUUGGAUCUUAUAUUCGAAAUUUUAGUAUCAUUCUUGUCUAAUAGUAUUUGCAUAAUAAGGUACUGCAAUUGCAUCGUCAAUGUGAAAAAGUUUACAAAAUUGUUGGAAGAUAUUCAAGAUCUUUGGAAUGUGACAAAAACGAAGGAAGAAAUAGAAAUAAUGGAAAUGUAUGCUAAAGAAAAUAGAAAUUAUACUUUAUUUCUUACAGCGGUCAGUUAUUUUUCCUUAGGUUUCGUAAAUUUGUUAUCUUUGAUGCCGUGCAUAUUGGACAUCGUUUUGCCACUUAACGUUACGCGAACACGUAAAUUUUUGUAUCAAGCAGAAUUUUUUCUCGAUACGGAGAAAUAUUUUUAUCCAAUUUUAUUGCACACAUGGAUAACUAUGUUUUUUGGCGUAACUAUAUUGGUCACUACGGAAAGUAUAUUUCUUUUGUUCGCUCAACAUUGUUGCAGUAUGUACAAAGUACUUUGGUACGUGAAUCUAUGAAUUUUCCCAUGUGUUUUUUUUUUUUUUUUUCAUAAUUAAUGUCAUAAUAAAAGAGAUUAAAAAAUUAA